AAUAGCACACCACCAUGGAUGUCUAUCCUCCAAACAGCACUUUUGCCAACACGACGCAUAUUCACUCUGCCCCUCAUAGCCUUUGGGAAGUUAUCACCAUAGCAACCGUCUCUGCCAUUGUCAGCUUGAUCACAAUCGUUGGUAACGUUCUGGUCAUGGUAUCCUUCAAAGUCAACAGCCAGCUGAAGACAGUAAACAACUAUUACCUACUUAGUUUGGCUUUUGCAGAUCUCAUUAUAGGAGUGCUCUCCAUGAACUUGUACACGACAUAUAUACUGAUGGGCUACUGGUCCUUAGGAAGCCUCGCAUGUGAUCUCUGGCUAGCUGUGGACUAUGUCGCUAGCAACGCUUCAGUUAUGAAUUUACUGGUCAUCAGCUUUGACAGAUAUUUCUCCAUCACAAGGCCGCUGACUUACAGGGCUAAGAGGACUCCGAGGAGAGCCGCCCUCAUGAUAGGUCUUGCAUGGCUUGUAUCAUUUGUCCUGUGGGCACCACCAAUUCUGUGCUGGAAGUACAUUGUAGGGGAACAAAAGGAAUCCAAGGACCAAUGCCAGAUUCAGUUUUUAACAGAGCCAGUGAUCACAUUUGGGACCGCCAUUGCUGCUUUCUACAUCCCAGUCUCAGUCAUGACAAUUCUCUACUGUAGGAUCUACAAGGAGACACAGAGGCGGACAAAGGAUCUGGCAGAACUGCAAGGACUCACAAGCGACCGUGUCUCAGAAGGAGCCAAACCGCAGAAAACUAUGAUUCACUCUUGCUUCCAUUUCACCAGAGAGAGGCGAGAAAGGAGCCAGGCCUCUUGGUCGUCCUCCAACCAAAGUAACGCCACGAAAACCACCAUUAGGUCCGAUGAAGCGUGGGUGAAAGCUGACCAAAUCGCUUCCUUUAGCUACUCCUCAUCUGACGAAGACGAGCAUCACGUUUCCAUGGAGACCCCGCAAGGAUCUUUGAGGGAUCAAAACGAUAAGAACGGCCAAGUGACGAAUUACGCAGAAGAGUAUUUUUCAACACCCUCCGAGAGCAGCAAGAAGUAUACUUCCUUUAAGUUCACACCUGGCUCCAAGGGUAAAAGAGGAAGUCCUGCACCUGCAUCUCCUCGACGUCCUGACGCCGAGCAGAAAAACGCCUCACCUUCCUCCUCCACUACCUCCAAACCGAUGGACCUGAAGAACCAGAUCACCAAGAGGAAGCGAAUGGUUCUGGUGAAGGAGAAGAAAGCCGCCCAGACGCUCAGCGCCAUUCUCCUGGCGUUCAUCCUGACAUGGACUCCUUAUAACAUCAUGGUGCUGAUCUCCACAUUCUGCGCCACGUGCAUCCCGACGUCCCUCUGGCACCUGGGCUACUGGCUUUGCUACGUAAACAGCACCGUCAACCCCAUGUGUUACGCCUUGUGCAACAAAACCUUCCAGAAGACAUUCCGGAUGCUUCUUCUGUGCCAGUGGAAGAGAAAGAGAGGUGAGGACAAGCUGUACUGGUGUGGACAGAAUGCAAAUGUCAACAAUAAAAUGACUUGAUGGGUAAUCACGGUUGAGUCGGUCAGUACGAAGAACCAGUAGACUACCAACGUCUGCCAGUAUGUCACAUCGGUCGCUUUGUCAUCUCGUCGCUCUUCCUGUGUGGUCGGCAUGAAGUGCUGCAUGUGAAUUUAUCUUGGGGUGAAAUCAGAAUGGUUUCUAAAAUAUGAAAAUUAGUCAGAAAUUGGAGCAAGUUUAUUUUUUUAAUUAGUGUAGCUUAAGAAUUAGUUGCCACCCAAAUAUGGAAUCAUGAAGGCUGCAUGUUUUUUUAAAUGUGAAAUUCCAUAAUACACACCUGACACAAUGUAGGCUUGAAUUGUUAAAAAUGAUUUAUCCUGUGAAUGAAUCAUAUAGAUUUAAUGACUUGUAUUAUUGACUGUUUUUUUUCUUCUUUUUAUUAUAGUAGUUGCGGUGCAUUUUGUUCCAAGGGCUAAUCUCUUGAUCUGCAUUACUUCCGACAGUGCUAACGUGACAUAAGUAUGCUGCUUUACAACAUUCAUAUUAAAAGUACAGAAAUCAGAAAUAUCAGGUGUAGUAUCAGUAACGCCUGGCUUGCAGUAUUUCUCUGUGGUUGAUGUUUGAUGCUGUUAUUAAAAGAAUAAUAUCACUUUUAUGCCAUUUGAUGAUGUAACGUCAAACUCUGUGCCUUCUGUUCUGCUCAGAGGUCAAAUUACAUGUCGUGAUUGAAUCUGUGGUAAUUGUCUGUGCAGUUUAGUGAAAGUGAAAAAGUGUAAAAAACAAGAAAUACAAAUUCUGUCAGAAUUAUAAUUUUGUCACUGCCUGUGUCCUGAUAUACGUAUAAUGUUUAAGUUAUUAAACUUACAUCAGAGAUAUAAGUGCUGUUUUGUCUUGGCUUGAGAAAAUUAAGUUUCACUCAUGCACACUUGAAUGAGUACCAAUACAAGAGCUGUAUCUGAAAUUUUUUUAAUUUUGCUUUGUCCAAUCCACUAUUAAAUUUCUGUGGGAGUGAGGCAAUUUUUUUAGGUAUCGUAACACCAUUUUUAUGCUCCAGAA
Messenger RNA from Syngnathus acus (greater pipefish), 2528 nucleotides. Its product is annotated as muscarinic acetylcholine receptor M5-like. Gene Ontology annotation, cellular component: synapse; dendrite; plasma membrane. The record is from RefSeq and is a predicted model, not a curated record. NCBI's taxonomy places the organism in Eukaryota, Metazoa, Chordata, Actinopteri, Syngnathiformes, Syngnathidae. The coding region runs from base 15 to 1514 and encodes 499 amino acids. Gene Ontology annotation, biological process: chemical synaptic transmission; G protein-coupled receptor signaling pathway, coupled to cyclic nucleotide second messenger; adenylate cyclase-inhibiting G protein-coupled acetylcholine receptor signaling pathway. Gene Ontology annotation, molecular function: G protein-coupled acetylcholine receptor activity; G protein-coupled serotonin receptor activity. The transcript has a single exon.